Messenger RNA from Racocetra fulgida, 406 nucleotides. NCBI's taxonomy places the organism in Eukaryota, Fungi, Glomeromycota, Glomeromycetes, Diversisporales, Gigasporaceae. The record is from the annotation of a GenBank genome assembly.
AUGACCGAUCCUGAAAGCAAGUCAACCGUCACGGAGUCUUUAAAGCCUGAAGAGGAGGAUGUGCCCCCCGCUUCGCCUGAUGUUCAUUUUGAACCAAUUAUUAAGCUAGAUGAAGUGGAGGUUAAAACGUUUGAAGAGGAUGAGGACGUACUGUUCAAAAUGCGCGCUAAGCUAUUUCGAUUUGACAAACCUCUGAAGGAAUGGAAAGAACGUGGCACUGGUGAUGUUCGUUUUCUUCAGCAUAAAGAAACAGAAAAGAUUCGCCUGGUAAUGCGGAGGGAUAAAACUCAUAAACUUUCUCCAAAUGUUGGAUCCGAUCGUUCGUGGGUAUGGAAUGUUACUGCUGAUAUUUCUGAUGGUGAAUCAAAACCGGAAACCUUAGCAAUUCGAUUUGCUAACACAGAAA